AUGGCCAAAGGAGGACGGAAAGGCCCUAAGGGCAAAAAGAUCACCUUAAAGGUUGCCAAAAACUGUAUCAAAGUUACAUUUGAUGGGAGAAAGCGUCUUGACCUAAGCAAAAUGGGAAUCACAACGUUCCCCAAGUGUAUCCUCAAACUCAAUGAUGUUGAUGAGUUAGAUAUGAGCAGGAAUAUGAUCAAGAAGAUACCAGAAACCAUUAACAAGUUCCAGAAUCUGCGCUGGUUGGAUCUGCACAGCAACUUCAUUGAGAAGCUUCCUGAUACCAUAGGUGAGCUAACCUCCCUACACUAUCUCAAUCUCUGCAAUAACAAACUAACCACUAACACCCUUCCCGUGGAACUCAAAGAACUGAAGAACCUACGUGUCUUAAACUUAGGUUUGAACCAUAUUGAUAAUAUCCCUACCACGUUGGGGCAAUUGAAGGAGCUUCAUGAGAUGGGUGCAUUUGACAAUCUCCUGACUACCAUACCCACUAGUAUCGCCAAACUUCCCAAACUAAAGAAGCUGAAUGUGAAGCGCAAUCCCUUCCCCCAGGAAGACGAGAGUGCAGAGUUUAUCGAUUCCAUCAAGCGGUUAGAAAAUCUGUAUUUGGUAGAAGGAAAAGAUCUCUGUGGACCCUGCCUGAAGAAAUGCCAAGACGCCCGGGACAAGCUGAAUAAAAUAAAGUCCAUGGCACCAGCACAAGCAAGGAAGCCAAACUUUAUGAAUCUCAUUAAUCCCAACUCAACAGCCAAGGAGUCACAAGAGGAAUGGAGGAUAUCCCCCAAGAUAUCAUCCCCCAAGAUAUCAUCCCCCAAGAUAUCAUCCCCCAAGAUAUCAUCCCCCAAGAUAUCGCAAUCGCAAACAUUGCUGGAAUCACCAAGCUAGAUUAUGGCAAAAAUCUGAAGACUAAUCAGCUAACAUGAAUGGAGUUUGAAGACGAAAAGCAGUCAAUUAGAAGACUACCUAAUAUGACAA
Molecule: messenger RNA, 969 nt
Organism: Gracilinanus agilis (Agile Gracile Mouse Opossum)
Lineage: Eukaryota; Metazoa; Chordata; Mammalia; Didelphimorphia; Didelphidae
Gene: LRRC18
Product: leucine rich repeat containing 18
Exons: 2
Coding region: 1-879 (292 amino acids)
Molecular function (GO): protein binding
Source: RefSeq, a predicted model, not a curated record